AGCGCGCGGCGAAGCGGCAGCCGAGCGCAGCGGCGGAGCGGAGCGGGUCUGUGUUCGCCUGAUUUACACCGGGCUGUCUCGGCUCGCAAUAGAGCCUGGGUCGCGGCGCGAUGCUGGGGCUGAAGGAGGACCGGUGUUACGGGCUGUCCAACGGAGAACCGAGCCCCGGCGGCAACGUCUCCGUUUUCCACGUUAAACUCACUGACAGCGCGGCAAGAGCCAUCGGCGCCUUUCACCACGGCAAGGGCUUGUCGUCACGUCCUACCAUCUGCUUUAGUGGAAAUCAAGGGAGAAUCAGCGUUCCUUGUUCAGAGAACAGAGAUGAAGUGAGGAUUUUCACCUUUGGCGUAACAAACGUUGCCCGUAACAAUCCACAUGGAAGCUUUGACUGCGUCAGACAGCGCAUUACUGGCGCUAAUGAAGAGCUGUCAUGUCUUGGGGUGAUUCAGAAGAAGAUGACAGUCAACGCCACAGAUGACUCGUACGAUAAGGCUCGUCAGAGCAUGGCCCAAGCUGAGGAGGAGAUGCGCAGACGAGGGGCCAUUGUGAUCAAAAAUGGAGGACGCUUCCAGAGCAAGAAGGUUACAGUGAGAGCUCCAGCGCCCGCGCUGGCUAAGCUGGCCAAACCCAAACACUCAUCUCACUCUCCCCUUAGCAACAUUAAGUUGGGGAUGUCAAAGCCAAAAAAGGGGCCGUUUCCGUCGACCAGGUGCAGACAGAGCGGGGCUGAUGUGCUAGAGAAGCCUCUCAGGGAGAGAGUAACGCACUUGCUGGCGCUGAGACCCUACAAGAGGCCCGAGUUGAUCCUGAGGCUGCAGAGAGACGGACUCGCCGAGGCGGACAAAGAUGUUCUGGACUCAGUUCUCAUGGAGGUUGGCCAGCUCAGCGCCAGAGACAGCACAUUUCUCCUGAAGGAUGGUCUGUACAAGGAGCUGCGCAAGGACUGGCCCGGAUACUCCUCGGGGGACCAGCAGCUUCUCAAACGCAUCCUUGUCAGGAGGCUGUUUGAGCCGCAACCGAACCUCCUCACUGUCCCUGAGGCCCAGGUCAGCCCGCUGCGAGACACGCCCAACUCCUCCCCAGCACACCGUCCCAAACUCUGCGCACCCGAGGAAUACACCGACCCCCUGGCCAGCAAGAAGCCGAGGAUAUCCCACCUGUCGGGCAAAAGCGGCAGUAAAAAGUCUAGAUUUCGUCCAUCGGAGCAGUCGGACCAUAAAGACGCAGACGUGGGAGCAGACCCGGGGCGGUGGGGCUCUCUUGAUGCGAGCAAACUGUUAGACUCCCUGUCGGCAGUCUGUCAACAGGAUGCAGAACUGGUUAAAAGGCUAAACCCAACUGAUGCCGCUCAAGAGGGGCCUAAAGACCCGGAAGACCCCACGCCUAACUGUGACCCCCACCCAUCUCCACCCAGAGCACCGAGUCUCAACAGACGCACAGCCAAGCGGAAGAAGAGCAAGCACAAGCGCAGGGAUCUGGAGGAGGAUGGGUGGAGAGACAGGAAAGAGAGAAGAAAAGAACACGGCUCAAAAGAUCCAGACAGCAAAGACUCUCUGGACGGCAGAGAAACAGGUGAAAUGCUGUUUGACUCGACCGUGGCUGAAGAGGACAAUGACGCUGCAGACUAUUUAUUGACGUACAGCACGAUUUGCAGCCAACACCAGAGGCAGAGCUACAAACAAGACUUCAACAAGGAGUACAACGAGUACAGGGACCUGCACGCGCGCAUCGACGGCAUGACGCGGCAGUUCAUGGAGCUGGACGCGCAGCUCAAACAGCUUCACCACGACUCGCAUAAAUACAAGACGGUUCAUAAUAAAAUUCUUCAGGAAUACCGCAAAAUUAAAAAGUCCAACCCCAACUACAACAAGGACAAGAUCCGCUGUGAAUACCUUCACAAGAAACUGGCCCACAUUAAGAAACUCAUCUCCCAGUUCGACCAGCAGCAGCUCGGCGUGGACCGGUCCUGUCCCAAGUGAAGAGCCCGACUCCAGCGAGUUUGGCAAAGACGAGAAACAACCGGAAGCUUGUAGUCUUCCUGGCUGAAUGUGUUCAGGAGAGCCGCUGUAGUCGUCGGGAAGGCUGGGAGGCUUUUCUGGAGCGAGGCGCCGGCGUGUCGUCGGCAGCCGGCGUGAGGUGUUUUCUUCACUGAAUCACUGUUACUACAGAAACAGGAUCACUGGUGCUGAUGCUGAGUAACGAAGGUCCUGACGCUCCUAAAACUGGAGACACAGAUGAGAGCCUGAAAGCAUUUGUAGAUUCCAUCACACGUUUCACAACUUUUUAUAAAGAAAAUCCAUCCGAGUGUUUGCCUCUGUUCUGUUGGCCGUCUUAGUGUUUAUAAACCGGAAGCAUGAGAAAACUGCUGUGUACAUACUCCAUGAGUGUUUUUGAAGGUUCCUCGUGCUGGCAGCAGGAACACUGGCGUGUCCUGUGAAGACUUCCGUCCCUCAGUGUUGUCUGGGCUUGGUGAGACCGGCGGGUGUUGUUGAGGUCUGUUGGUGUUGGAUCUCAGGGGGUUCUCCUCCGUCACCGUCCACUGACACAGAAAACCAUGCUCCUGAGAAUGUACAGUCAUGAGUUUCAGUAAAACUGUAAAUUAAAACGGGUUCCAUCUGAUCAAUGGAACAAUUUUGCAAAGUCGUUGUUACUGUUGGCUGAGAUGUUUAAAAAAAAAAAAAAAAAAGUUGUGAACAAAGGUGCAUGCUGUGUAUUUUUGCAGAAUGCAUGAUAAAUAAAUUAAAAACUUUAGUUUACAAUAAAAACCUUUUCUAUUGAUUUUGUCCCCAUUUUUCUGGUUUCCACUGUUGCUUCUCUUUCAGGUUAUUGAUAGAUGUGUUACAGCACGUUUAUGUUUCCAAGGACUGAUGGGUUUAAUGAAACUACAGUACGUAUUUAUUCCAUAAUCACAUAUUCUGUUUUGAUAUUUUUUUUUUGUUAGGUGAGUCGAUAUUUCAUCAAGCUUUGCUAAAAACAUCUCUUCUACCUAACGGGUACGCAGCGUGCAGCGAGAGUGUGUCAGUUUAAUAUCUCUUAAAUCUUGUAUGAAAUGUCAGGUGUUGAGUUUGUUUCACCACACGGUGCUGAUUUUUAAACGGGCUAGAUAUUUUUAUAUUGAGCGUCUUUCCUGGAAACUCGAGUCGCCUUUUCCUCGUCUCUUACUAGAUUAAAGCCAGGCUACCAACUCCCAAAUGAUGUUCUUCACCCACAGUUGUUCAGGUCACAUUUCUCUGAUUUAUGUCUAGAAAGUCGUGUAUGCUCUGGAUUACUCUCACGCUGGGGGUUUCCUCGUCUGCAGAGCUCCAGGACACUUCCAACCAGCUUCUAAUCUUGGUAUAUUCACAGGCGUUCGUGUCGCAGUCUGUAAAUGUCCCCCACCACUGCCCGAGCUCCAUAUCAUCACUCUCCCACCUCCAUGCUUCCCUGUUCCGCUCAUAUUCCUGAUCCUUAGCCAGAUUCAUUUGAAACCUGCUGAAAUCUAUCUGAGAUGGAACAAAUGUAAUUUGAUGUUUGGCCAAAGAUUUUGCGUCU
Molecule: messenger RNA, 3531 nt
Organism: Cololabis saira (Pacific saury)
Lineage: Eukaryota; Metazoa; Chordata; Actinopteri; Beloniformes; Belonidae
Product: RNA polymerase II elongation factor ELL-like
Exons: 12
Coding region: 111-1979 (622 amino acids)
Biological process (GO): transcription elongation by RNA polymerase II; positive regulation of transcription elongation by RNA polymerase II; snRNA transcription by RNA polymerase II
Cellular component (GO): transcription elongation factor complex
Molecular function (GO): cis-regulatory region sequence-specific DNA binding
Source: RefSeq, a predicted model, not a curated record